Molecule: messenger RNA, 533 nt
Organism: Gordionus sp. m RMFG-2023
Lineage: Eukaryota; Metazoa; Nematomorpha; Gordioida; Chordodea; Parachordodidae
Product: protein MIX23-like
Exons: 5
Coding region: 39-455 (138 amino acids)
Cellular component (GO): mitochondrion; mitochondrial intermembrane space
Source: RefSeq, a predicted model, not a curated record
CGUAUGGUUAUAUAAAAACCUGUUAAUCUUUUUCAAGCAUGGAUUUAAUGAAAUCAGAAAUUUGUGCGAAUUAUUUAGAUUUUCAGGAAAAGAUUAAAUCUUUACGUAAAAUUGAUGACGAUAUAAUUUAUGAAAUCAACAGAGCAAUACCUACAAAAUCCUUUGCCCAUAAUCUAAAUAUGUCUAAUAAAUGUGGAGAAAUUUAUAAAAAGUUAUCAGAUAAUUACAAAGAGAGGGAAAAUGUAAUAAAAGAUUGUAUAAUUUAUAACUUUGAAGAAAUUACAAGAUUAAAAAAUAAAAAUGAAGAAACUGAAACCCUAAAAAAAAUACGUGAUUUGCAAAUGGGAGUAAGAUUAAUGCAAAAUGAAUUUAAUAUUGAUGAAAUUAUCAAAGAUCGAACUCUACAAGUACUUCGUGAAAAAUGCAAAUCUAAUUUGAAAGUCAACCAGAAAUAAAGCAAUUCAUUUUGAUAUCAAAUAAUUAUGACAUAAAUCUGAUAUAUGAUGCAUUUAUCAAAUAAAAAAUCAUGUGAA